This is a messenger RNA of Lotus japonicus, 2133 nucleotides long. RefSeq lists its product as uncharacterized. The transcript is spliced from 6 exons. Bases 254 to 1933 code for a protein of 559 amino acids. NCBI's taxonomy places the organism in Eukaryota, Viridiplantae, Streptophyta, Magnoliopsida, Fabales, Fabaceae. The record is from RefSeq and is a predicted model, not a curated record.
UCACUCUCUAAACCUCAUUCGUAAUCCCAACACACAGUAACGGCGGAGCGCCUCCGCCGGAAAAACCUCCGGCGAAAGUUCCGGUCUGGUGCUCCGUUACCUUCUCCGUUCUCCUUCGCGAUCGAAGCUUCAAUCGCUCGGUUCCGUUUUCCCAUUCCAGUUGAUCGAGUUCGGAGGUUUUGAUUUUAUGCUGUGGCGGUUUCUUUGCAUUCUCCAGUGAGUGGUGGCACUUUGAAUUGUUGAAUCGUUUGAAAUGUCUUUUCAGCAUAAAAGCUUUUGGAUGCCGCGGGAUGCUGGCUGCUUGGCUGAAGAAAAUGUUGGAUAUGAGAACUCUUCCAGAAUUGAACCAAAGCGGAGUCAUCAGUGGUUUAUGGAUACAGGCGAAUCAGAAGUAUUCAGCAACAAAAAACAAGCAGUUGAAGCUGUUAGUGACAGGCCAGUAUCAGGAGUUUCACAUGUGAAUGUUUCUCAAUGGGACACCAAUUCAGGGUUUCAUUCAGUCACAGGUCAAUUUUCUGAUCGUCUCUUUGGAUCUGAUGUACGGAAUGUCAAUUUGGUUGAUAAAAACAUGCCAUCAAUUGGAAGUGGAAAUCUGAACAUGGGAAGGAAAGAUUUUGGGAAUCAAUAUGGUAAUGAUCCAUCUAUGGGAUUGUCAAUUACCAUUCCAGACCCUUCAUCAUGUCUGAAUUUUGGUGGCAUCAGAAAAGUUAAAGUUAAUCAAGUUAGAGAUUCUGAUAAUUGUAUGCCUCCUGCAUCCACAGGGCACUCCUAUACUAGGGCUGAUAACAGUGCAAUUUCAAUAGGCAAUGGCUACAAUAAAAAUGAUGACAAUAUUUCAUUGGGUCCUACUUAUAACAAUGAAGAUGAGAACUCUAUUGCUAUGGGGACCAGAAUAAGCAAGAAUGGUGACAAUCUUCUUCCAAUGGGCCACACUUUCAUUAAAGGGGAUGGGGGUUUUAUGUUGAUGGGCCACAACUAUGGCAAGGGAGACGAAAGUAUCUUAUCUAUGGGUCAGCCAUUUGACAGGGAAGAUGGACGUUUCAUAUCCAUGGGUCAGUCAUAUGAAAAGGAACAUGGCAACUUGAUAUCUCUGAAUACCUCAUAUACCAAGGAGAAUGAGAGCUUUAUAUCAAUUGGUCCAACCUUUGGUAAAUCAGGAGAAGCUUUCAUAACUGUUGCUCCUUUAGAUGUAUCAACGGUUCCAUACGAUACAGGAGAUUCUAGCUCUUUACCUGUAGGUCAAAACCACAAUAAGGGUCAGAGCAGUACCAUAUCUUUUGGACCUUUUCAUGAUGACCCUGAACCAAAUCCCUCUGGUGGAAUCAUUAGUAACUAUGAUCUGUUGAUGGGCAACCAGAACUCGUCUCAAGAUUUGGAUAGCCAGAAGGAUCUGACUGAGUUAAACUCUGAGCAACUUGUAAAUAGCAUCCCAAAACCUAAUACUAAAACUGAUUCCAACCUUAAGAACAAAGAGCCAAAGUCAACAAAGAAGGCUCCUUCUAACAAUUUUCCUUCAAAUGUCAAGAGUUUGUUGUCAACUGGUAUUUUUGAUGGUGUUCGGGUGAAAUAUGUUUCAUGGUCACGCGAGAAAAAUCUUCAAGGAACCAUAAAAGGGACUGGGUACUUGUGUUCAUGUAAUGACUGUAACUCUAAGGAGUCGAAGCCUCUUAAUGCAUAUGAGUUUGAGCGUCAUGCUGGUGCCAAGACAAAACACCCUAACAAUCACAUAUACUUCGAGAAUGGAAAAACCAUCUAUGCUGUUGUUCAAGAGCUGAAAAACACUCCUCAGGAGAUGCUUUUUGAGGCAAUUCAGCAGGUGACUGGCUCCCUCAUCAAUCAAAAGAACUUUCGUAUUUGGAAAGCUUCAUAUCAAGCUGCUACUCGGGAGCUGCAGCGUAUCUAUGGAAAGGAUGAAGUGACCAUACCAUCAUGAGUUCAGUUUUCUUCUUGGAAGUUCAAAACAGUGGUAGAUAUGUAAUCUGUUCAUAGUGAAUCAAUGGCAGCUUCAUAGUUUAUAAGACUAUUUAAAAUUGAAAAGUUUUAGUUGAUGCUUUAAUUAUGGAAAUUAAGAUGUCUUUUUUUGUAGGAACUUGAUUGCUUUAAUUAUGGAAGUUAAGAUGCCUUUUUGUGGUA